Molecule: messenger RNA, 1025 nt
Organism: Cercospora beticola
Lineage: Eukaryota; Fungi; Ascomycota; Dothideomycetes; Mycosphaerellales; Mycosphaerellaceae
Source: RefSeq, a predicted model, not a curated record
AUUGCCCUCAGUCUACUAGCAACCCGUCUGAAAGUCGGACUGAGCAUUGGUCCGCAGUCAGCAGGGCGAGCCAGGCUGCGAGACCGCCCGCGGGAAAGCGCAAGACUGGACGACAACAACUCGCAGCUGCGAUGGGUAGAGAACGGUAGGAAGCAUGACCAUCUCUUCUUGCUUGCUACAUCUCACAUGCGCUUGACCGAGCCCUUGAGCAGUCCACAAACAUCAAACAUCGAGACAUUGCUUGAACAUAACCACAUCUCACGACGAACAGCUCAGGAUAACCGAACGAGCCCGCACGCUCAGUUCACGAAACCAUUGACGAAAUGUCACCACCGCAGAAACGCUGGCUGACCCAGCCAAACUCGAAGGUUGGCAAGGCAGCUGACCUUCCCACUGUGCUGCGCAGGGAUUCUGCCUGGGAGACGCUGCCAGUCGAGACCCGUAGAGAGCUUUACGACCUACUUCCACCGAAGUCAGGCGCAGGAGCUUACGACAUCAACAUCAACCCUCUCAAGACAGAUUUGAGAUCGUACAUCGAAGAGGAGAUCCGAUCAUAUCAAGACGAUCUCAACGAUGGCAAGGAAACGAAGAAGUGGCGCGAAGAGGCUAUACAAGCCGGACAGGAGCGUGCCAGUGGCGUGUGGGCAGAAUGGCAAGACAAGAUACGUGAGGACGAUUGGUGCAAGCGUGAGGGCUCUGAGGAGAAGAAGAUCGAGCGGGUGACGGAGGAAGAAGCUCGAGAUGCGGCAAAAGUCGCGGCCAACACCAGUGCCAAAGUUUCGAAGAUUCAAUAGGUUGAGAGGGCGAAGAGGUACCAGAAAGGCUACACUGCUAAACCGAGAGCGUGGAGGGCGGUUGACGGUGAUGAGUCCCCAUGAGCGGACGAAAGGCGCACAAAAUCAUAUGGCUCUUAUGCUGUGCUCCCGCUCUCUUGACUUGUGCACCAAUGCUACUUACCAGCGUCCUCAUACGGGCCUGUAUGCUGUUUGUAGUCUUAUGCUCACAAUGGAAACCGGAUUCAGCAC